AAGAAAUAUGUAGACUGUAAAUUAGGCCACCUAAAUUUUUUGUUUAAAAGUCUGAAAGCAGCUUAUGGACUCUGGCAGCAACGUAAAACAACUUCCAAUGAGUUUUAGGGUGAAGUCAUUUCUUUUUUACUUUUACCAGCUGUAGAAAUUGGAGAUAGCAAUCAAGCAAUUGGAGAGGAAAGUUUGAUGUUUGAUGAGUUGUAUGCAGCACUGAAAGAUGUUCAGCAAACUAUUCUGGAUUAUUUUCCUUAUUCAGUCUGGUUGUAUAGAAGGGCAAUGGUGGUGGCAACGGCUGUGGGGCACCACACAAACAACUGCCCCACCUGUAGUUACAUCUGUCAGCAUUGUCACUUUAAACAUAAGUGUGCCUAAAAGCUACGUAACAAGUGGAAAUUCACAGAGUUGGACUACAGUUAGCACAUGGGCUCCUGCAGGGCGGAACAUUUCCACUGUCUCUUCAGAUGCCAAGGGAGUUUCUUAUGAAUCUACUUUGCCAGGCGGAGAAGCAUUUACUAACUUUUCCAAGGAAAAAGCUCUCUCAACACUGGAGUUAAAGACAGCAAAGAAAAUGAGUCAGUGGAAACAAAAGAAAACAGAGCGAAGAUCAAAGGGGCAUCUUGAUCUGACAGAGCUGAUCGGAGUUCCACUUCCUCCUUCUGUCUCCUUUAUCACUGGUUAUGGAGGGUUUCCAGCCUACAGUUUUGGACCAAAUGCUAACAUCGGCCGUUUAACAAAGACUUUAAUACCGCAGACCUUCUAUAGGGACUUUGCUAUUGUAGUUACAGUAAAACCCAACAGUGAUGAUGGAGGUGUAUUAUUUGCAAUAACAGAUGCCUUUCAGAAAACUAUAUACUUGGGAAUGAGACUCUCACCAGUUGAUGAUAGCACCCAGAGAAUAAUCAUUUACUACACCGAGCCUCGCUCUUCUAUCUCCCGAGAGGCCGCUUCAUUUAAAGUUCCAGUGAUGACUAACAAAUGGAAUCGCUUUACAGUGACUGUUCAGGGAAAUGACAUUGUUCUGUUCAUGGACUGUGAAGAAUAUAACAGAGUUCAGUUUCGGAGGUCAGCUAAGGCCUUGCAGUUUGAAUCCAGCUCUGGCAUAUUUGUUGGAAAUGCAGGUGCAACAGGAUUGGAAAAAUUCACAGGAUCGAUUCAACAACUAAUGAUCAAACCUGACCCCAGGGCUACUGAAGACCAAUGUGAAGAUGAUGACCCAUAUGCAUCAGGAGAUUCUAGUGGCGCUGGUAGCAUUCAAGAGCAGGAAGGAAUUCUUGAGACACAAGAAGUCAUAGCAUCUUCUCCACCGCUACCUGCGGAAAUAACAGCUGAACCUGUAGAAGCACCUCCAACUGUAUCAGCUCAACUGGAAGAAAUUGAUUUCUCAGGACAUCAUAUAUCAGACGAAACAUCUGAAUCACCUACAAUCAAAAAACAAGGAAAUGAUCAACAUGAAAGAGACACCACUACGAUAGCCCAGGAAAUACUAAAACAAGAAACUGGUUCUGGUGCUAUUAUUUUGCAAGGAGAGAGAGAAGUACAGGGUCAAAAAGGUGACAGAGGUGAAAAAGGAGAACAAGGACCACCAGGGCCACCAGGACCACCAGGAAAGUCGGGACUAGAAGAUAUGCAGACAGGGAUUCAAGGAACUCUUGGACCCCCUGGAUCUCCAGGAAAACCUGGGCGAGAUGGUGAGCCUGUAAGUACUGCAUCUCUGUUGAACCCAUGCAAAUCAUCUAGACCAGUGGUUCUCAAACUUGAGCAACCCAGGGACCCCCAUUUUGAUUUAAUUUUUUUUCAGGGACCCCUUACCCCAUGCCUGCAUGCAUCUGGUAAUACAAUACAGAGUCCAAAUAUGGGCAUUCCCGGUAAAGACGGGUUGCCAGGUGAAAGAGGACUUCAGGGAUUGCCAGGGUUGAAGGGAGAAGACGGCCUUAAAGGAGAAAAGGGUGAACCCGGUGUGGGGCUGCCAGGACUUCCAGGCCCACCUGGCCUAUCUGCUCCAUUCAGAGGACCUAGUAGACUGGAACCUGAAGGAUCUGGGUCGGGUGACCUUGACAGAGACAAUGAGAUUUUAAGAGGUCUCCCUGGGCCACCGGGCCCUCCAGGAUUACCAGGUGCUCCAGGAAAACCUGGUUCAAAUGCAGAACCCCCUGGAUCACCAGGGAAAGAUGGACCUUCUGGUGAACCUGGCCCUCCAGGGCCCCAAGGACCUCCUGGGCUGGAUGGAAUGGUGGGUCCUCCAGGAAAGAAAGGAGAAAAAGGUGAUCAAGGUCUUCCAGGUGCAGCUGGUCCAAAGGGAGAUGCUGGAGAUAUUGGAUCACCAGGCCCAAAAGGCCAGGCAGGUGAUGAUGGCCAGCCUGGAAAGCCUGGACUUCAAGGACCACCAGGACCACCUGGCCCAGGCUAUGGGUUUGGAUUUGAGGACAUGGAAGGGUCAGGGGACAUCAGUUUGUUAAGUGAACCCAGAUUUCCAGGAUCAAGAAUGCCAAAUGGUCCUGUUGGAGAGACUGGACAGCGUGGGCCAAUGGGACCAAAGGGAGAAAAGGGGGAUACUGGUCCACCAGGUCUAGCAGGUUUAAAGGGUGCACAAGGUGCAGAUGGAAAACCUGGAUUUCCUGGUGUUGCUGGACGUCCUGGAGAUGCAGGUCUGAAAGGAGAGAAGGGUGACAUGGGACCCAAGGGUGAACCAGGACAGGAUGGUGCUAGUAUUGUUGGACCACCAGGGCCACCAGGACCACCGGGGCCAAUCGUAGCAGUAUCACAGCUACUGCUCAAUGAUACGGACGGAGUUUCUAACUUUACUGGAAUUAAAGGAUUAGUUGGGCCUCCAGGACCAGACGGCAGGCCCGGUCUACCAGGAUUUCCUGGCCCCAAGGGACCAAAAGGUGACAUUGGACUGACUGGAUUACAAGGACCAAAAGGACAGCGGGGAGAAAAAGGAGAACCGGGAGCUAUCAUAUCUGCUGAUGGAUCUCUAAGAGAACUUGUAGGAAGACAAGGACAGAAGGGUGACCGUGGGAUAAUUGGACCACCUGGGCCAAUGGGACCAGAAGGACCUUCUGGAUCUAAGGGAGAACUUGGUAUUCCUGGUCGACCUGGUCGCCCAGGAUUGAACGGACUGAAAGGUGUAAAAGGUGAACGGGGUGUAACGUUAUAUGGUCUCCCUGGAUUGCCUGGGCCCCCGGGACCUCCUGGACCUCCAGGGGCUAUAAUUUACAUCAAAGGAACGGUUUUCCCAAUUUCUCCUAGACCUUACUGCAAAAUGCCAGUUGGCACUGCUCAUCCUGGAAACCAAGACGCUAACAUUCAUGGUAUGAAAGGAGAGUUAGGCGCCUGGGGACCACUUGGCCCACCAGGCUUAAAAGGUGAAAAAGGAGAGCAAGGCUCACCUGGACUACCAGGUCCUUCUCUGCCUUCAUCAUAUUUCAGCCACUUCGUUAACAGCAUGAAGGGUGAGAAAGGAGACAAUGGAGAAACUGGCUUCAAAGGGGAAAAAGGAGAACCAAGUGGAGGUUUUUUUAUGUCAGGGCCUCCUGGACCUCCUGGAAGACCUGGACUAGUUGGGCCAAAAGGGGAUUCAAUUGUUGGACCAAGAGGCCCCCCUGGAUUGCCUGGCCUACCUGGACCACCAGGGUAUGGAAUAGUUGGACCUCCAGGCCCACCAGGCCCUCCUGGGCCUCCAGGACCCCCAUCGAUAUAUGGCUCAGCUGCAUUUCCAGGACCACCAGGUCCACCCGGGGAGCCAGGGUUACCAGGAGCCAGGAAUCUGGUUACAACUUUCAGAAACAUUGAUAGCAUGUUGCAAAAGGUUCACUUAGUAGCAGAAGGCACAUUAAUCUACCUGAGUGAAAGUAGUGAGGUGUUUAUCCGUGUUCGAGGAGGAUGGAGAAGAUUGCAGCUCGGUGAAUUAAUUCCCAUUCCAGCUGACAGCCCUCCACCUCCAGCAAUUUCCGGCUAUGGAUUUCAGCCUCUUCCAGCACUGAGACCAGUAUCAACUAUUAGAAAACCAACACUGCAUUUGGUGGCUUUGAACUUGCCAUUUUCUGGUGCCGUGCGAGCUGAUUAUCAAUGCUUUCAACAAGCCCGAGCGACUGGUUUAACAUCAACAUACAGAGCUUUCCUGUCAUCCCAUUUGCAAGAUCUGGCUACAGUUGUGAGAAAAACAGACAGAUACAAUCUACCAAUAGUUAAUCUUAAGGGAGAAGUACUCUUCAACAACUGGGAGUCUGUGUUUAGUGGCAGCGGAGGACAGUUCAACAUCCAGAUUCCUAUAUACUCCUUUGAUGGGAGAAAUGUCAUGACAGAUCCAUCUUGGCCACAAAAAGUCAUAUGGCAUGGUUCAACUGCAAAUGGGAUCCGGCUAGUUAACAACUACUGUGAAGCUUGGCGGACAGCUGACAUGACAGUUAUGGGACAAGCAUCAGCACUAACAACUGGGAAACUUCUGGAUCAAAAGCCUUACAGCUGCAAUAAUAAGUUUAUUGUUCUGUGUAUUGAAAACAGUUUUGUAUCUGAUAUCCAAAGAAAAUAAUUAAUCUAUUGCACAUAGAAAACAUUUGAAUUUUAUUUCAUAAAAAGUUGACACUGAAAUUUAA
This is a messenger RNA of Pelodiscus sinensis (Chinese soft-shelled turtle), 4595 nucleotides long. The record is from RefSeq and is a predicted model, not a curated record. Lineage: Eukaryota; Metazoa; Chordata; Testudines; Trionychidae.